This is a messenger RNA of Lactuca virosa, 1403 nucleotides long. Lineage: Eukaryota; Viridiplantae; Streptophyta; Magnoliopsida; Asterales; Asteraceae. The record is from the annotation of a GenBank genome assembly.
AAUACACACUCUGUGCCUUUGAUACUCGAUGUUGAUGUACUACCACAAUUUACUAUCACCUACCUGCAACCACCACGUGACGGCGUUCCUAGCGAGUCGCAUCGCUCUCAACUCACCUGCUCCGGUAUCGCAAUUACUCUUCUACUAUAAAUACAACAGAUCAUCUCACCAUGUUCACGUCAAUGUUGGUCGUCGGAAUUUCGAGAAGAUGGAGCUCGAAGAAGCAGCAGCCAACCUCCGUUCUCGCUUCAUUCAAGUUCUUCGUAGUCGCCGUUCUCCUGAAGUUCCACUUCAGACACUACCUGCAAAGCCAGUGGUGGAACCCUUAUAUCAGGGAACACCACCAUCACAACCUAGUGAGGCAAUGGAAUCAUGCCCAAAAGCACACAUUCAUAACUUCAAGGAACUGCUUAAUGAAGAAAACUUGUACCUAACCACUGAGGAAGGAGAGCAAGGGCGAUUGCCUGUGCUCAUUUUGAGCAUGAAAGAAAACACACAUUCAAAAAGACCAGCUGUUGUUUUUCUGCAUAGCACAAAUAAAUGCAAAGAGUGGCUACGCCCUUUACUUGAGGGUUAUGCUUCACGUGGAUAUAUUGCAGUUGCUAUUGAUUCUCGUUACCAUGGAGAACGUGCCAAAAACCAUACUACAUAUGAAGAUGCUCUUGUUUCAUCAUGGAAAAAAGGUGACACAAUGCCAUUCAUAUAUGACACGGUGUGGGACCUUUUAAAGUUGGCAGAUUAUCUAACAAAAAGAGAUGAUAUAAACCAUUCCAAGAUAGGAAUCACAGGGGAAUCACUAGGAGGAAUGCAUGCAUGGUUUGCUGCUUUUGCUGACACACGUUAUUCAGUGGGAUUUCAGUGGGCCAUAGAUAACAAUCAAUGGCAUGCUCGAGUUGAUAGUAUUAAGUCUGUGUUUGAAGAGGCAAGGAUUGAUUUAGGGAAAGGUACCAUUGACAAAGAAGUUGUGGAAAAGGUUUGGAACAGAAUAGCUCCUGGUUUAGCAUCUGAGUUUGACUCGAUUCAUACAGUCCCACUCAUUGCACCACGCCCUUUGUUGCUUUUAAACGGUGAAAAGGAUCCCCGUUGCCCAAUGGAAGGUCUUGAUGUUACCAUAUCAACAACACAAAAGGCUUUCGAAGACGCCCAAUCUUUGAAACAUUUCAAGGUGAUAACCGAAGUAGGAAUUGGACAUCAAAUGACGUCAUCAAUGGUUAAAGAAACUAGUGAUUGGUUUGAUAAGUUUCUUCAACCCUAGAAAUUUCUCAUGCAUAGCUAUGUAUUUAUAUGUAUCAUUACCCUUUGGCCCUGUUUUAUGUUUUUAUGUUUUAUGUUUUUAUGUACGAUAGAUAUUCUUGUAUUGCAUUUGAUGUGUUAAUGGAACAAAUUUUUUAAAAAGUGGAACA